This is a messenger RNA of Hypomesus transpacificus, 3969 nucleotides long. RefSeq names its product neutral alpha-glucosidase AB-like. NCBI's taxonomy places the organism in Eukaryota, Metazoa, Chordata, Actinopteri, Osmeriformes, Osmeridae. Gene Ontology annotation, molecular function: carbohydrate binding; glucan 1,3-alpha-glucosidase activity. The transcript has 25 exons. Bases 124 to 2931 code for a protein of 935 amino acids. Gene Ontology annotation, biological process: N-glycan processing; carbohydrate metabolic process. The record is from RefSeq and is a predicted model, not a curated record. Gene Ontology annotation, cellular component: glucosidase II complex.
UUCAAAAGUCUAUUUAAAAACAAAUUAUCGUUACGAUACAGCUAGCUAAGGGAUAGCGCUAUACAUCUGUAGUGUUUGUGUGUCCUUCUCGAAAUGUGUAUGCCUUAAUAUGCGUUUUGCAGGAUGGACAUACCUCUCGUUCUGUUGAUCUCAGUGAUCCUCAGCUUCACCCAAGCUGUGGACCGAGGAAACUUCAAGACAUGUAACCAAAGUUCCUUCUGCAGUCGUCUGAGAGGCAUGAAGCCGGCCCAGUCCCCAUACAGAGCUCUGCUGGAGACCCUGCAGCUCAGUGACUCUCGUCUCACUCUGCAGCUCAUCAAUGACAACAACAAGGUGCGUCUGUUGCUGGAGCUGUACAGGCUCCAGGGGAACAUGACCCGGGUCAAGAUCAACGAGCUCAAACCCAUCAAGCCUCGCUUCGAGGUGCCCGACGUCCUGAUCGCGGAGCCUCCCACCGAGCCCUUGUCAGUGCUGACGCAGGAUCGGGGGGCUGUGGUUCUGUCCCUGGGCGGGGGGGACCGCCGCGUCAUCGUCAACGCUCAGCCCUUCCGCCUGGACAUCAUGGAGGGGCCACAGGUGCUGCUGUCCCUCAACGCCCGCGGCCUGCUCGCCUUUGAGCACCUCCGCUACCGCAAGGACACCAUUGCUCACAAAAUGAGUAGCACAGUCGGUAGCAUGUGGGAUAGGAUCAGGAGCGUGUUCUCUAGCAAGACUCAGGCAGACACUGAAGAGGAGGAGACCACAGAGACCACAGAGAAGCUGAGUGAGGAAAAGGUCGCAGAGGAGGAGGAAGACCUGCCAGGUAUGUGGGAGGAGACCUUCAAGUCCCACACAGACAGCAAGCCCAACGGGCCGUCCGCCAUCAGUCUAGACUUCUCUCUGGCCGGAGUGGAGCACGUCUACGGAAUCCCGGAACACGCAGACACUCUAAAGCUCCAAAACACAGACGGAGGUGACCCCUACAGGCUGUACAACCUGGACGUGUUCCAGUACGAGCUGGCCAACCCCAUGGCUCUGUAUGGUGCCGUGCCCGUCCUGCUGUCCCACAGCGCCCAGAGGACCAUGGGCCUCUUCUGGCUCAACGCUGCCGAGACCUGGGUGGACGUGCGCUCCAGCCCUGCCGACCAGGGUGCCAGCCAGGCUGCCCACACGGACGUGCGGUGGAUCUCAGAGAGCGGGAUCAUAGAUGUGUUUAUCAUGCUGGGGCCCAGGCCCUCUGACGUAUUCACCCAGUACGCUAGUUUGACAGGAACCCAGGCGUUUCCUCCUCUCUCUGCUCUGGCCUACCACCAGUGCCGCUGGAACUACAACGAUCAGGAGGACGUGUUGGCGGUGGACCGGGGCUUCGACGAGCACGACAUCCCGUACGAUUUCAUCUGGCUGGACAUCGAGCACACGGACGGCAAGCGCUACUUCACCUGGGACAACAACAAGUUCCCCCGGCCCAAAGACAUGCUGCAGACGCUCAAGGACAACAAACGCAAGAUGGUGACUAUAGUGGACCCUCACAUCAAGGUGGACAGUGCAUACAAGAUCCACUCUGAGAUUCGCUCCAAAGGCUUCUACAUCAAAAACAAAGAUGGUGGAGACUACGAAGGCUGGUGCUGGCCAGGGAACGCUGGGUAUCCCGAUUUCACCAACCCUGAGAUGAGGAGCUGGUGGGCUAGCAUGUUUGGAUAUGACCAGUAUGAGGGUUCCAUGGAGAACCUGUUCACGUGGAACGACAUGAACGAGCCGUCCGUGUUCAACGGGCCGGAGGUGACCAUGCACAAGGACGCCCUGCACGGCCCUUGGGAGCACAGGGACGUGCACAACCUGUACGGCCUCUACGUGCACAUGGCCACAGCGGAGGGGCAGGUGCAGCGGUCUGGAGGCCUGGAGAGACCGUUCGUCCUGACCAGGGCUUUCUUUGCUGGCUCUCAGCGCUACGGGGCGGUGUGGACGGGGGACAACGCUGCGGAGUGGGGCCACCUGAAGAUGUCCAUCCCCAUGUGUCUCAGCCUGGGGCUGGUGGGCAUCUCCUUCUGCGGAGCUGACGUCGGGGGGUUCUUCAAGUCCCCCGGGGAGGAGCUGCUGGUGCGCUGGUACCAGGCCGGGGCUUACCAGCCCUUCUUCCGCGCCCACGCCCACCUGGACACCCCCAGGAGGGAGCCCUGGCUGUUCGGCCCCCAGAACACGGCUCUGAUCCGGGAUGCGGUGCGCCAGAGAUACGCCCUGCUGCCCUACUGGUACCUCUGCUUCUACCAGGCUCACCGCAGCGGGCAGCCCGUCAUGAGACCGUUGUGGGUGGAGUAUCCUGAGGAACCGGCUACAUUCUCUAUCGAGGACGAGUAUCUGAUUGGUCGGGAUCUCCUGGUUCACCCGGUAACAGACGAGAAGGCGUCCGGGGUCACCGUUUACCUUCCUGGGGAAGGAGAGGUUUGGUACGACGUGCACACGCUCCAGAGUCACCAUGGAGCUCAGAACCUGGACGUCCCCGUCACCAUGAGCUCAAUCCCAGCGUUCCAGCGAGGAGGGUCCAUCAUCUGCAGGAAGAACCGUGUCCGCAGGUCUUCACUCUGCAUGGAGAGCGACCCCUACACUCUCUAUGUGGCCCUGGACACACAGGGCAGGGCUGAGGGAGAGCUCUACAUAGACGAUGGCCACUCCUUCAAAUACCAGACUGAGCGCCAGUUUGUCCACAUGCGCCUGAGCUUUGCUAGCCACACCAUCACCUCCAGCCCCCUGUCCCCUGAGUCCGUCUUCUCCACGGCCUCGUGGGUAGAGAAGGUGAUCAUCCUGGGAGCCCAGAGACCCAGCGCCGUCACCCUCACCACACAAGAUGGGAGCGAGUCUUCUCUGGAGUUUGAGUUUGACGAGGGCUCUGCUGUGUUGAGCCUGAGGAAGCCAGGCGUUAACGCAAGCCUCAGAUGGAAGGUGCAGCUGCAAUAACACAGAAAAACAUCUUUCCAGUCCUCUUGAGUAAUGGGGUUCUCUCUGAACCACACACACACACACACUACAAACAACACACACAAACAAACAAAAUACACUUUAGAAAAACACACACACGGCCCCACAGACUACAAACAAAACAACAAACCGAACUAAUUGUAGAAAAAUGGACACUAGAGAUGAGAUAGGAAUACUAGUAGGACUGGGAUCAAAAUAUCACUUGAAUCUAACUGUGGAAAGUGGAAACCUAAUUGAUUUAUACUACUGGAAGUAUGUUGGAGGGCAAGUGAGGAAAAAUAAUGGUGUUAUAGAUGGUAACUAAUUAUACUUGAACAGAUACAUGAAGCUGCAAUCUCCCUCAGUAAGGGUUUGACAUUCCCCAAAGCCAGCUGGCCAGCUAUAUUGUCUGUGUCGCUAGCCCACUCUGGGCCAAACAGAAACCAAAUUCUGAUCUGGGUCACAGUAAAAUGUUUCAUAAGCAUAUUGCUUAACCAGGAAACAAGGGAUUUGAUCAAAACGUUGUUUAGUUUUUAACUAUUUAUCCUCUCAUCCCACAAAAGAACAUUCCGGUGGCAAACAAUUAUUGUCAAGCCCUGAUCAAAGAGUAGUGAUUUUGGAUACUUGCCUAAAUGAAUUUUGGAAUAGCACAAAUGUUUGAUUAUGAUGACAAUGAUGUGCAUUAGUAUAUAUAUUUUUUAAUGUUUACAUAGUUCCACAAUUAAAGAAGUGUGCAGAACAAUGCACCUGUGUGCCAUGCCCCCUCCUCCCUGUCUGUGGGGCAGGCGUGUUGAGGACAGAUGGUCCUAGUGUCCACUGUGUUUACACUCCCUCUCUCCUGUCAGGUUUGGAAGGGGGAAUUACCAAAGGCACAUAGAGGGGGGAGGGGGGGUUCGAUUCUCUGGAAUCGCAAGCAAUGAUGUAAUCUCGAGGGGAGAGAGUAUUUCCAAGGUUGUAUGCAUGCACUCAUGACAUUAGCACGGGUUGCCUCUUGACUUGAAAAUGAUCAUGUAUUAGGUUCACUAACCAAAUUGUAAG